CAAUAUUAAGUUUCAUUUUCAUUAAAAAAAAUUUGAAAUAAAUCAAAAGUUUAAUUAAAUUAAAAUUUUGAUGCACAUUUUGUAGUCGUGAAAACACGUCUUACCUAAAUUCAGAGAUGCCUCGCUGUUUAAUAUUUUGGUUUAGUAUUCGGCACCACUUGUCCCGGUCCGGUUCGUUCCGGUUUAGGAUGUUCUAGGAGGCGACACAUUGCUCUCUCUCUGUACGGCUUCUUCUUCUUCUCGCUGACGCUCUUUCUCCGUCAAUUCUCUUCGAAGAUCGUUUUGAUCCAAGAGAGAAUUCUCUGAGAGAUUGAGAGGGGAAGAGAAAUUCUUCGAUCCAUAGAGAGAUAAUUCUCUUUGAACAUCGAUCCAUAGAGAGAUAUGCAAACCAUCUCGAAAGCUUCUUCUGCCACCUCCUUUUUUCGAUGUUCUAGGAAGCUAUCAAGCCAGCCAUGUGUGAGACAGCUUAACAUAAGAAAGAGUCUUGUGUGCAGAGUGAUGAAGCUGGUCUCUUCACCUCUUAGGACUUUGCGUGGUGCUGGUAAAUCUAUCCGAGUUUCAAAGUUCUGCAGUGUCUCCAAUGUCUCCUCAUUGCAAAUUGAACUGGUGCCUUGCCUUAAGGAUAACUAUGCUUAUAUCUUGCAUGACGAGGAUACUGGUACAGUUGGGGUGGUUGACCCUUCUGAAGCUGAACCUAUUAUCGAUUCGUUGAAGAGGAGUGGUCGUAAUCUAACAUAUAUAUUAAAUACACAUCAUCAUUAUGAUCACACUGGUGGGAAUUUGGAAUUAAAAGACAGGUACGGGGCAAAGGUGAUUGGCUCAGCUAUGGAUAAAGACCGGAUUCCUGGAAUUGAUAUGGCCUUGAAGGAUGGUGACAAAUGGAUGUUUGCUGGCCAUGAAGUCCAUGUUAUGGAUACUCCUGGCCACACAAAAGGCCAUAUCAGCUUAUACUUUCCAGGAUCACGAGCGAUCUUCACCGGGGACACGAUGUUUAGCUUAUCAUGUGGUAAACUCUUUGAAGGCACUCCUAAGCAGAUGCUUGCUUCUCUCCAAAAGAUCACAUCUUUACCAGAUGACACAAGCAUAUACUGUGGUCAUGAAUAUACACUGGUCUGUUGUACUUUAGUAUUCUAGUGUUGGUGAAAAGUUUUUUACUAAAAGAGAUAAUCUCAGAUGACUAUAAUUUGAUUUGGGUGUGCAGAGUAAUUCCAAGUUUGCGUUGUCUCUAGAGCCAAACAACGAAGUACUUCAGUCCUAUGCAGCUCAUGUUGCAGAGCUCCGAAGCAAGAAAUUACCAACGAUUCCGACAACAGUGAAGAUGGAGAAAGCUUGUAACCCCUUCCUCCGCAGCUCAAAUACAGAUAUCCGUCGGGCUUUACGCAUUCCAGAGGCCGCAGAUGAAGCAGAAGCUUUAGGGAUUAUCCGGAAAGCAAAGGAUGAUUUCUAAGCUUAGGCUUUUUCUGAGGUAAACCUUUGGUUUGCUUAUGUAGUCCUCAAAUGAGUGUGCACCCUUUGACUUUGACGUUUUAUAAAAAAAAAUACAAAUACAAAACCUAAAAAAAGAGACAUUUUUUAUUAACUUUGUUGUAAAACUUCUAAUUUUUCUUUUUCUACUCAAAUUUCAAACAACUUGUGUUUAACAGCUCGUUACUGAUUUAAGAAAUUUAGUUAAGAGUGUUAAUAGAAUAUUUGUGUUAUGACCAUUGUAAUAGUCGUAACUUUAUUUGCAGUAACUUCACCCC
Molecule: messenger RNA, 1742 nt
Organism: Arabidopsis thaliana (thale cress)
Lineage: Eukaryota; Viridiplantae; Streptophyta; Magnoliopsida; Brassicales; Brassicaceae
Gene: GLX2-5
Product: glyoxalase 2-5
Exons: 7
Coding region: 382-1134 (250 amino acids)
Biological process (GO): methylglyoxal catabolic process
Cellular component (GO): mitochondrion
Molecular function (GO): hydroxyacylglutathione hydrolase activity
Source: RefSeq, marked reviewed